Messenger RNA from Mesoplodon densirostris (Blainville's beaked whale), 1410 nucleotides. RefSeq lists its product as uncharacterized. The transcript is spliced from 2 exons. Bases 1 to 1410 code for a protein of 469 amino acids. The record is from RefSeq and is a predicted model, not a curated record. Lineage: Eukaryota; Metazoa; Chordata; Mammalia; Artiodactyla; Ziphiidae.
AUGUGGAUCGUGCCUAAUUUCUUGGAGCAGGGUGACCCAAUGUGGCUCUGUGACACUGGAACAGCCAGAGGCCUGACCACGGCCUGGGAGGCCCUCCCAGAUCUCCGUGGGGCUCCCCCACCAGAUCUCCUCGGGGCUCCCCACCAGAUCUCCUCGGGCCCCCCCACCAGAUCUCCUCGGGGGUCCCCCACCAGAUCUCCUCGGGGCUCCCCAACCACAUCUCCUUGGGGGCCCCCCACCAGAUCUCCUCGGGGCUCCCCACCAGAUCUCCUCAGGGCUCCCCCUGCAGAUCUCCUCGGGGCUCCCCACCAGAUCUCCUUGGGCCCCCCACCAGAUCUCCUCGGGGCUCCCCACCAGAUCUCCUCGGGCCCCCCCCACCAGAUCUCCUCAGGGCUCCCCCCACAGAUCUCCUCGGGGCUCCCCACCAGAUCUCCUCGGGCCCCCUACCAGAUCUCCUCAGGGCUCCCCACCAGGUCUCCUCGGGCCCCCCCACCAGAUCUCCUCAGGCCCCCCACCAGAUCUCCUCAGGGCUCCCCACCAGGUCUCCUCGGGCCCCCCCCACCAGAUCUCCUCAGGCCCCCCCACCAGAUCUCCUCAGGGCUCCCCACCAGAUCUCGGGGCUCCCCACCAGAUCUCCUCAGGGCUCCCCACCAGGUCUCCUCGGGCCCCCCCACCAGAUCUUCUCGGGGGUCCCCCACCAGAUCUCCUCGGGGCUCCCCAACCACAUCUCCUUGGGGGUCCCUCAACAGAUCUCCUCGGGCCCCCCCACCAGAUCUCCUCGGGGCCCCCCACCAGAUCUCCUCAGGGCUCCCCCCGCAGAUCUCCUCGGGGCUCCCCACCAGAUCUCCUCGGCCCCCCCCACCAGAUCUCACCCCCCCACCAGAUCUCCUCGGGCCCCCCCACCAGAUCUCCUCAGGGCUCCCCACCAGAUCUCCUCAGGCCCCCCCACCAGAUCUCCUCGGGGCUCCCCACCAGAUCUCCUCAGGGCUCCCCACCAGGUCUCCUUGGGCUCCCCCCCAGAUCUCCUUGGGCUCCUCCCCCACCAGAUCUCCUCGGGCCUCCCCACCAGAUCUCCUCAGGGCCCCCCCACCAGAUCUCCUCGGGCCCCCCCACCAGAUCUCCUCAGGCCCCCCACCAGAUCUCCUCAGGGAUCCCCCCCAGAUCUCCUCGGGCCCCCCCACCAGAUCUCCUCGGGCUCCCCCCCAGAUCUCCUUGGGCUCCUCCCCCACCAGAUCUCCUAGGGCCCCCCCACCAGAUCUCCUCGGGCUCCCCGCCCGACCUCCUCAUGCCUCCCCCCCAACCCUGCCCGGGCUCACUGACCUCAGCUCCUGCCCACCCCCACCCUCACUGUCUCGCUCACCUCAGGGCCUUUGUACCUUCUGGUCCCUCUGCCAGAAACAGCCUGUCUGA